Messenger RNA from Diversispora eburnea, 165 nucleotides. NCBI's taxonomy places the organism in Eukaryota, Fungi, Glomeromycota, Glomeromycetes, Diversisporales, Diversisporaceae. The record is from the annotation of a GenBank genome assembly.
AUGCAAUCACAAAAUCAAAUAAAUAAUCCAACUACAAUACGGCCAAAAGGUUCAAAUUUGAAUAUUGUUGAACCUAACAAAACAAGUGAAAGAACAGACAUUUUUAAUUCUGAAAAGGAAAAUGUACCUUUGUCUGAAUCUAAUCAAAAUAGAAUUUUAAAUUAG